UGGAAAUCUUGUUACUCUGAUAACGGAACACAGACACAACAUGAUGACACGUUAACUGUCACUGGGAUGGAGGGAAAUCCCUAAUGAAUUUGGCAUAAAAAAACACCAUGUAGGUCUACACGUCAGUGUUAAAGUUGACGGUGAGUCGGGAGCGGGUUAAAGUGAGCUACAGCUCAGUGACUGCUGUUGGAGGAAGCUGACGUGUUUGUGGUAUUAUUGGACUACGUUAGCUAAAUCCUAGAAAAGCACAGUGGUAAGGACUGAUCCUAACACCAUGACGGAUAAUAACGAACCAGCGGGACUCUACAGUGGAGUCCGGGAAUUUAUCGCGGCUGCUAGUGGGAGUGGAACUUAGCUAUAAAAUAUUUCCUUGUGGGGCUGCUGUACGAAUUAAGACAUAGUUUGAAAUGGGACGGGCGAGCCUUGAGGAUGGGGCGGACUGUUCUGAAAGGGAUACGUGUUUUUUUUAAGCCCCAUGAAUUACGCUAUCAGAGGUGGAAGGUGUAUUUUUCCACAUCAGGUAGACACGUAUAAUGCUCUACACAGAGAUGUUGGAUGUCCAUGUACGUCAGCACCUCCCCAGACAACGGCAGCAUUCAUACAUUUCCACUCCAUUCACCGCAGAGCUCAACUGAUCGGAGGGUGAGCAGCAAUGGCUCUGAAGUCAAGGAGACCGUGGACGACCGUGAUUUUCGGUGUCUUUCUCGGGUUCACCGCGUCCUCCUGGCUCAUCGUGCCUCAGGUUCUGGAAAGUAAAGGGAAGAAAUCUCCCAUGUGUCUGUACUACAGUGACUCCUCUGUCGGUAAAGGUCCCGCUAACCCCGGGAACACCGCGGCUCUCAAAGACCGGGACAGCCCGCAGUUGAGUCAGGAGGAGGACAGGUUGUUCAGUACAGGGAACAGUAGCGGAGACACCGGGACACCGGUAAGCAAACCGAAGCAUUUCCUCUAUGUAGGUGUGAUGACAGCGAAAAAAUAUGUACAAACUCGCGCCGUGGCUGCGUACAGGACCUGGGUGAGCUCUAUACCUGGGAAGGUGGAGUUCUUCUCGAGCGAUGGUUCGGACACCGUCCACGUGCCUGUCCCCGUCCCGGUGGUUUCGCUGGCAGGUGUGGACGACUCGUACCCGCCACAGAAGAAGUCAUUCAUGAUGCUCAAGUACAUCCACGACCACUACCUGGAUAAAUAUGAGUGGUUCAUGCGGGCUGAUGAUGAUGUUUAUAUAAGAGGUGAGAAGCUGGAGGUGUUCCUGCGGUCACUGAACAGCAGUAAGCCCCUUUACCUGGGACAGACAGGCCUGGGCAUGGCUGAGGAGUUGGGCAGAUUGGCCCUCGAACCUGGAGAGAACUUCUGCAUGGGCGGCCCAGGGAUGAUCUUUAGCAGAGAAGUUUUACGCAGGAUGGUUCCUCACAUCAGUACCUGUCUGAGGGAGAUGUACACCACCCAUGAGGAUGUGGAAGUUGGCCGCUGUGUGCGGCGAUUUGGAGGAACACAGUGUGUGUGGUCAUAUGAGAUGCAGCAGCUCUUCUAUGAGAACUAUGAACACAACAAGAAAGGUUUCAUCGAAGAGCUUCACAGUAGCAAGAUCCACAAUGCCAUUACACUUCACCCCAAUAAAAAGCCUGCCUACCAGUACCGCCUCCACAGCUACAUGCUGAGCCGUGAGAUCUCCAGGCUUUGUUACCAAACCCUUCUGCUCCACCGCGAAGGCCUGAUCAUGAGUUACCUCAGUGAUACAGAAGUACUGUGGGAGGACCAACAGCUGGGGUCCCCACCUUCCUACAUGCGCUAUAAGCCCAGUGAGAGAAAUGAUGUAAUUGAGUGGGAUUUCCUGACUGGCCGUCAUGUUUAUUCUGCCGCUGAGAACAAGAUUGCCAGGCAAAGCCUUGGGAACUUGCUUCGGACUGCACUGGAAGACAUUAUCCUCCAGGUCAUGGAGAUGAUUAAUGAGAAUUCGAAAACGCGUGGCCGUGUAAUUGACUUUAAAGAGAUUCAAUAUGGCUACUACAGGGUGGAUCCAAUGCAUGGUGCAGAGUACAUCAUAGACUUACUGCUUCUGUACAAGAAACAUAAGGGACGCAAAAUUACAGUGCCUGUGAGGCGGCAUGCUUACCUUCAGCAGUCCUUUAGCCGACCCUUCUUUACUGAAAGUGAAGAGUUAGAUGUGGCUGAACUUGUGGCGUCCAUCAACUCUGAAUCCCAAUCCCUGUCUUUCCUUUCCAAUUCUCUGAGGUUCUUAUCACCUUUCCAGGUCUAUGAAUCAAACAGGGAAAUGUGGGAGCAAAGCCAGAGAAAGGUCAACAUCCUUGUACCCUUAUCUGGUCGCUAUGACACCUUUGUCCGCUUCAUGGAGAACUUUGAGAAAGUGUGUUUGAUACCCAAACAAAAUGUUAAGCUCUCUGUCAUUCUGAUGGAAAGUGGGAGUAAUCAGAGCAGAGGAAGACACAUGCAGUUAAUUAAAGACUACUACAGGAAGUAUCCCAAAGCUGACCUGUCCAUAAUCUCCAUGAUGGGCAACUUUUCCCGAGGACUGGCUCUUGAGCUGGGCUCAUCACAGCUUCAUAAUAACUCUCUGCUCUUCUUCUGUGAUGUGGAUCUAAUCUUUAGUGGUGAUGCCUUGCAGCGUUGCAGAGACAAUGCUGUCCAAGGGAGACAAGUCUAUUUUCCUGUUGUCUUUAGUCAGUACAACCCCAAGAUAGUGUAUUCUGAAAAGGCCCCAAGAGAAAACAAAUUUGUGCUGACCAAAAAAAGUGGUUUCUGGCGAGAUUAUGGAUUUGGAAUCAGCUGUGUUUUCAAGAGUGAUUUACUAAAAGCCGGAGGUUUUGACACCUCAAUCUUAGGCUGGGGAUUGGAGGACGUAGACUUGUAUACAAAAGUUAUUAAUUCUGGUUUGAAAGUGUUACGCAGUCAAGAACCAGGCAUUGUCCACAUUUAUCAUCCUGUCCACUGCAACUCAAGUCUUGAGCAGAAGCAACACAAAAUGUGCCUUGGGUCAAGAGCGAGUACGUUUGCGUCGACGAUGCAGUUAGCAGAGCUAUGGCUGGAGAAACACAUAGAGGCUGGAUAUAACAGAACUUCAUCCUGACAUUCCAGCCCACCUGGAUUCCUCCAUACAAGUUUACCUCAGUUCUGCUUGAGUACAGACAGUGAUGGACUGUGUGUGUUGUAGCGUAACUGUGGAUCACAGGUCUGUGUAGGCUGGAAAAUUUGACCCAGAAAGGACCCGAGACUCCAAAACGGAGAUGGACUUAAUCUCCGAACUGACCUGACAGCAGGCGGGCCUUACAUCGUAGGGGCCCAGAGGAAAUUGUACACAAUGGAGUCUAGGAUGGUUGUACCCAAUUUGUGGGUGGCUUGUGUAAAACAAGUGUCUGCUACCUUAUCCAGUUCCAAACCAGCUGGGAAAACCACUGACUAAAUACAAAUUGUCUGUUAGUUGGUACGUUGGACAUUGUACAGGUCACUACAGCAUUACAGAUUUAUUGAUUUAAUAUUUACUGUAACAAUUAUGCAAAUAUAAGCUUUGAGACCUCUAUUGUAUUUCCUUAAGGUUGGGUCAGGGUUAACUGACACUUACCUUUUUUAUUCCAUGUAUAAAUAACCAAGGAUACUUUGGAGAGUCGCAAACUUGGGAUUUAAAAAAAAAAAAAAAAAGACCCAAAGAACAAGCUACAUCACCCAAACUACCUGACGUAUGAUUUAAAUGUAAUAAUGGCAGGAAAUGAAAUCAAAGAAAAAAAAUUAUAUUAUUAUCAUAAUGUUAUAGUCAAUCAUAAGGAUGUUGAAGUGUUGCAGGUUUCAUUACGCAGCAGAAUCAUCUCCUGCAAUGCAGUUAACCAGUGAAAUGAAUAGUUUGUCACUUUGCUCUUCAUUAGUGAAGUGACUGUGGAAUGUGGAUGGCUGCUGUACUGUGAGCAGCAUCAUGUGCUGGGUUAUACAAUCUGUGUGUUUGUGAUUCUGUGUGUGAGGAACAGGGAGUUGGCCCACUUUAAUGCACUACCGUAAUCUACCAUAAUCUCCCAGUGAAUCUUAAGAAAUUUCCUCCUGCAGACCUGAAGCCGAGGCUGUGUGGGUACCAUCUCUGUCAACAUGAUUUCCUGUUGGGCUACUGUUCUAAUAUUAUUUAGCUUGUUGCUCAGCGUUUUUCUAAUUUACCCUCUCAAGUCUAGUUGUUUUCUCUCUGGCCUGUGGUAGCCAUCACUUGUUACUAAACUAUUUUUUCUUGAUGCCAAACCAUGUCAAGUCAGCAGCUCACUGCUGUCCUGACUGGGUUUUCUUCCAAUAAUUGAAAUGUAACUGUAGAGGACGGCUAACGUAAUGUUUACCAUAUGUAGAGCAGUUACCACAAUUAUGGCAUUUGCUUAAAUCCUUUCAAGCAAAUGCCCGAAGCUGCAAGGGUAUUCCCACAAAAGGUAAAAAGUUAUUAAAAACUGUCGUUUCCACCAAGGUCCGCAUCUGUGAUGACAGGCAGGUGCUCCGGUAAAGACUUGCAGAAGUGCUAGCUAGCUUGUGGCUGCAAGCUGUAGCAAGAGAAUGGAAAUCACUUAAACAACCAAAGAUUUAUACAUAGACAGUUUACCAGUCAUCUGAAGUUUGGUGGAAAUGUUAUUCCAGGCCAAGUUUUUCUUCUGGUUGUCCUCAUAAGUUGCUAGCACUGUAACUCCAGAUACCAACAUUAUCAGCUCUGCCAUCUUGUCUUCUUUCUGAUUCUGUAAUGCCUGCUAUUUAAUCAACUAAAGCCAGGCGACAACUGCUGGAAGUUCAAUACACCUGGUUGCUCUGCCAUCUUGUCUUCUUUCUGAUUCUGUAAUGCCUGCUAUUUAAUCAACUAAAGCCAGGCGACAACUGCUGGAAGUUCAAUACAGUAAACUCUACGUGCUACAGCAAAAUCUGUGUGCCUGCACAUAGCUUGCAACUGCUUCAUACCUCAACCGCUUUGUUAGAAACCGCUUCCCCUUUGCCACCUUGCCCUCAUUGAAAUGACUGGAGGCAGGAAGUUACUGCGCGGCAGUGUGGAAGUGUUUUAAAUCCUAGUUUGGACAUAAAUCCCAUUUCUGAACCUAAUUUUACAACAGUUGGAGCAAUUUAGAUGAGCUUUGUACCUGACCCACUGAGCACUGGUCAAAAGACAUCUACAUGCCAAGAUUAAAACUGGGAUUAAGUUGAAAAGUUAAUUGGUAACUGUAAAUCAGUAUUUAGUUUGGAUCGUCACAUGGUAAUUGCGUUAAAACAAAAGUUAAAUGUAAACUAGAUGCCUAAAAGUUUUUUACUAUUCAAUCGACUGAGCCCAUUUUUUCCUGCAGACAUCAAAGGGCCCUAUUUUAUAGGUUUUCACAGUUUUCCUUUUCACAGUCGUUGUGUAAGUAGCAAAUGUACUGUGCCCAUCCGUGUGCCCAUGGGUGCAUAUGUCUUAAAAUGAGGUGUGGUAAGGCUCAUUGUUGUGGGAUCUCUCCUCGAAUGCAUUCAGUUGUUCACAUGGUUGUUCACAGAGAUGAUAAGCUUCAAAAAUUGUCCUUCUAAUGCCACUGUUUGAAAAGUGCAGAAAAGUGCAGAGGGGGAGUGCAGGGCCCAGUCUCUGGACUUACCUGACAUCACCUGGUAAUUGUUUGAAUGUGAGGGGCUACAAAGUUUCGAAAUGGUAUAAAUAGGAACAAGGCAACACUUUGCAGUGACACAUCACAUUACUUUGACAACACCAAAACAUCUUACACAUGGAAAGUUAUGGGUUUAGGACUUUAUAUUUUAUGUUUUUUACUUUUUUCACGGCCAAGAUGUGAACAUACUCCAGACUCUUGUCUUCCAGAGUGAAAUAGAGGUAAUUAUCAAGUAAUCAAUUUCUUUGUUUUUCUUAAAACAGCAUCAUUAAGCAAAAUCAAAACAACUGGUUGGUGAAUAAACUAGGUGUGUAAUAUAGCCCAGCAGUUCCCAACUGGUCCAGCCACUGGAUCCAGAUUUCUCCUUAGUCAUUAGUUCAAGGUCUCACAGUUAAAUAUAUUCAGUGCCAUAGUGGCUAUGUCGUUUAGCUAGUUUGCUGUCCCUGUCAGGUGCUGUCGAUUAGUCACUCACUCUACAGCAGAAAACGUCAUUUCAAAAUAAAAGCUCUGUGCUGGAAAUUUACUGUACUCAGAAAUAUAUAUAUUUUGUUGUUUGUUUGUUUGUUUUUCAAACUUGGCGCUUUGCAAGUCACUUGUGGCCCAUUUAGAAUGGAUCUGCGACCCUCUUUUGGACCGCAACCCACCAGUUGGGAACCACUGAUAUAGCCUAUGCCUGCACUCACAUACACAUAAAUCUGUGUUUCUGUGCAAAUACAGUACCACAUGCUGAACGCCCAUAUGUCAGUCCGCCUUGCUUACGUUUUUUUUUUUUUUGUUUGUUUGUUUUGUUUUUUUAUUUUUCCAGACUUUCUCUAGUAACCCUGUGUUUUGCAGUGCUAUGAAUUGCGGAUAGUUCCCUCAGGCAAAGUCUGUAGAAAUGCAGACUUCAGGAAAGUGUGCAUGUAGGGUCUGUAGGAGAGUCUUCAUGCACUUAAGGUUUUGACAGCCCUAAGCCCUCAUGCACUUUGCGGGAACGCACCUCAAAGUCCCUGAGUCUGUGAGUGUGGAGAUUGGGAUCGGGCCGAUGACAGUAAAGUUACAGGUACACCCAGACAACAUAAUAAAGUUUCAGUGAAGACAGCAGUUGCAUUAGGAUUGGCUGACUGAUGAUGCAGCAGGCCAUGUUAUCAAAAUGUUGGUACAUCUCUGGUCAUAUCGAGCCAAUCUAAAUUUUGGGCAGACCUGAUAGCAGUGGUGAUUUCAGUUUGACUGGACUUGGAAUGGAGAAUGGUUUGAGUUGGGUCAGGUACUCUGAUGGAAUGUUCCGAUAGCUAUAGUGUAGUAUCUGUUUUUUAUGUUUGUUUGUUUUGUGUGUGUGUGUGUGUGUGUCUGUGUGUGUGUCUGUGUCUGUGUGUGUGUCUGUGUGUGAGUGAGAGAGAGAGAUUCAAUUUUACACUGUUAUCUCCCAAAGGACAUCAUUGGGCCAAGCAAAGGUUUGCUUAGCCAUUACUUCAUGGCUUCUCCUGGACUGUAAUUAAUUGUUGUCAUCCUUUUCUUACUGCCGUAGUUAUUAUGACGUUUACACUUCUGCCUCAGGACCACAUUUUACCACCCAGUGCGUUGUAGCCUUUUGCUUUAACUGAUAUGGUGCCCACUGCCUAUUGUGUAUUUAAUGAAAAAGAACAAUCUGGUAAAUAAUAGUCGGAACAAAGAGGCUUUGAGUUAGCCUAGCUCCUACAGAAGGGUACUGCUGCCACCAUGACAAAACUUUUCCAUGAGUAAUAGUAUACUAACUGUACAGACACUUUUCUUGUUGUAACAAUUAUCCUAAUGAGAUAUUGAGCAAAUGUUUUUUGCCCUGAGUGCAGCAGCUGUUUUCAGACCUCUUAAUCAUAGUACACUCCUAUUUUUCAGCAAUACAAAAAGAUGAAUAAUAAAGUGAAAACUGUGAGUUGAGUGUGAUUAUCAGACUCUUCUAGUGAUAGUUGGUGAAUAAAGCUUAAAUAUAUGGCUAAAUAUAUUGGUCAUUAUGCAACUGGAACAUUUAUCUGUUAUGUUCCAGAUUUAAUGUGCAUUUUUUCAUAAAAGAAAUGUGAAAGCUCCACAAUGAGUGAGAUGAUUCAUUAGUGUUCAUAAACAUUUUCUGUUACAUUUCUAUGGAAGAAAGAAAUGGAGCUGUAUCCCAUAACAAUGAUAAAACAUCUCAUAAUUCUGAGAUCCUCAUCUCAGAAUUAUGACAUCCAGCGAAGAUGGAUUUCUCAUGGUUAUGAGAUACUGAGCCAUAUUAACAAGGUAAGGUUUGUUCCUUUUGAUGAAUGCAAUGCACUAAUGUAAGUUUCGCCGUGGAGGCUCACUUGCAGAUUCUGUAAAGACUAACUUUAUGGUUAUGUUAUAUAAUGGCUUUUGAGUCUGCCAGCAAUAACAACUGAUUAUUUAUAAUAAAUAUUUAAACACA
Molecule: messenger RNA, 7989 nt
Organism: Epinephelus moara (kelp grouper)
Lineage: Eukaryota; Metazoa; Chordata; Actinopteri; Perciformes; Serranidae
Gene: sptlc1
Product: serine palmitoyltransferase, long chain base subunit 1
Exons: 3
Coding region: 653-3085 (810 amino acids)
Biological process (GO): sphingosine biosynthetic process; ceramide biosynthetic process
Cellular component (GO): Golgi cisterna membrane; endoplasmic reticulum
Molecular function (GO): pyridoxal phosphate binding; glucuronosyl-N-acetylgalactosaminyl-proteoglycan 4-beta-N-acetylgalactosaminyltransferase activity; serine C-palmitoyltransferase activity
Source: RefSeq, a predicted model, not a curated record